This is a messenger RNA of Lymnaea stagnalis (great pond snail), 6362 nucleotides long. NCBI's taxonomy places the organism in Eukaryota, Metazoa, Mollusca, Gastropoda, Lymnaeidae. The record is from the annotation of a GenBank genome assembly.
GUUUCCCUUCUGUUUCCAUGAUCCGAUUUUGGGAAAUUACUUACGCCGAGGCUCCACUAGCCUUAAAUAAAACGCGAUCUUUAAUUAAACCUAAACUUGGGCAAAAAUAGAAAAUUUCAACACUUAGACUAAUUCUCUUAGUCGUGGCUUGGCAGUGUAAGGUGGAUUCAACGUUUAAUUUUAAUUUUAACAUAGGCCUGGCGCAAAAAAAAAAAACAAAAAAAAACAAAACAAAUGCACCGGUUGUGCCAUUGUUGAACAAAAUGGCGUUCGAAUUAACGUUGUGUUUUUUUUAAGUACUCCGGCCACGCCCCUUUAUUUCAUCCACAAUAACUGAAUGGCACCGACACGUGCUAGAAAUCUGUGCGUUGAAAACAUAUAGACAUUGUUGUAGAGGCAGCUCACCUUAUCAGUUGAGAGGACAGCGGCUCGUAGAAACAUUCUUCAGGUAUAGUUUCAUAUACAUCGAUUUACAUAUUUGUUAAUCUUUUAUUUUGCGGUCUAGACAAAUUUUACCCAGUUUUUAGAUAUUUAUCUUGUUGUCUUUUUUUAAAAAAAAUAAUUAGAAAAUAAAAAAAAAUUGAAGUAAAUAUUACGUGUAAUUUUAUAAUAUUUUUUUGAUAUUAUUUUUAUAUAUUUUGAUAAUUAAUCUUUUUAAAACAAAUGUUUACUUAUUUCAAUCUAUACUUAUUAAAUUAUGUAUAUAUAUAUAUAUAUAUAUGGGUGUGUGUGUGUGUGUGUGCAGGUGUGUGUGUGUAUGUGUGCGUGCGUCUGUGAAAUUUCCAUCUUCUUAAGGUACAAGGCAAAUCAUGAAUUCAAGAAAGCUUGUAGAGAGGUUCUCAGUUAGUUCAAACACAUUGACAAUUGUAACGCGCGAAAUUCACAUCGUCUAAAGUUGCUUUAAAAAAAAACAAAAAAAAAACUCUAGUAACGCACAUGAUAAGAAUCACAUUUGGCGCAAACUUCUGGACAUUUUUUUUUUUGCAUGCUACUGAACGUGCCUUUUGAACCCAACAUCCCAGCCAUUCAUACAGGCGUUCAUACAGGCAUUCAUAAAGGCAUUCAUACAGGCGUUCAUACAGGCAUUCAUACAGGCGUUCAUAAAGGCAUUCAUACAGGCAUUCAUACAGGCGUUCAUACAGGCAUUCAUACAAGCGUUCAUACAUCAUUUUUUUUUUUGCAUGCUACUGAACGUGCCUUUUGAACCCAACAUCCCAGCCAUUCAUACAGGCGUUCAUACAGGCAUUCAUAAAGGCAUUCAUACAGGCGUUCAUACAGGCAUUCAUGCAGGCGUUCAUAAAGGCAUUCAUACAGGCAUUCAUACAGGCGUUCAUACAGGCAUUCAUACAGGCGUUCAUACAUGCAUUCAUACAGGCAUUCAUACAGGCCUUCAUAAAGGCAUUCAUACAGACAUUCAUACUGCGCAUUUAUCAAGGCAUUCAUACAGGCGUUCAUAAAGGCAUUCAUACAGGCAUUCAUACAGGCAUUCAUACAGGCAUUCAUACAGGCGUUCAUACAGGCAUUCAUACAUGCGUUUAUAACUUCAUUCAAACAGGCAUUCAUACAGGCAUUCAUACAUGCAUUCAUACAGGCAUUCAUACAGGCAUUCAUACAGGCAUUCAUACAGGCAUACAUACAGGUGUUCAUACAGGCAUCCAUACGGGCAUUCAUAUGGGCAUUCAUACAGGCAUUCAUACAGGCGUUCAUACAGGCAUUCAUACGGGCUUUCAUACAGGCGUUCAUAAAAGAAUCCAUACAGGCAUUCAUACAGGCAUUCAUACAGGCGUUCAUACAGGCAUUAAUACGGGCUUUCAUACAGGCGUUCAUAAAAGAAUCCAUACAGGCAUUCAUACAGGCAUUCAUACAGGCGUUCAUACAGGCAUUAAUACAUGCGUUCAUAAAGGCAUUCAAACAGGUAUUCAUACAGGCAUUCAUGCAGUCGUUCAUACAGGCGUUCAUACAGGCAUUCAUACCGGCGUUCAUACAGGCAUUCAUACUGGCAUUCAUACAGGCAUUCAUACAGGCGCUCAUACAUGCAUUCAUCCAGGUAUUGAUGUAGGCAUUCAUACAGGCAUUCAAUACAGCAAUUCAUACAGGUAUUAAUACAGGCAUUGAUACAGGCAUUCACACCUAGAUAACAUUCUUCAUUUUUAUGAUACAUACAUAAGUUGCCUGUUUAAAAUUCCCCAGACCAAUCCAAACAAUGUCUCCUAAACUGACUGUCUCGCUGUUUGUGUUCUGGCUCAGCUGUUCCCUUUGGGGUGAGUCCUCUUUCAGCUCUGCUUCGUAUUCAUUUUUGUUCAUAAGAUAAAAUUAAACAAAACCCCAAAAACAAUAAUUUUUUUUAUAAAUACUAUAGCUACAUAUUUUAAAUUUGCUUUUAUAUUAAAUCUAAUGUAACACACGCUUUUUACGCCGCAGAUUUAUUUCACCAACUAUUUCAGAAAAAAAAGAAGAAACAAAUUACGCACCAAACGCACUUGCGAUAUUUUGUUUUAGAUUAAGAAUCACAUUUAGGGCAGUUAUCAGCCACUCUAUUUCCUGAAAUCAGUGACAUCAUAUUUCCAUCAUCUCCCCCUGGAAAAACAGUGACAUAUGAUUUUUAAGAGUUUGGUGGGUUGAAAAUUUGAUAGAGUGUAUCGUCAUCUGCAGCGAGUCUAUGUGCCAUGCUGAGGAUGGAUAGGUUGACGGAAGUGGGUCAGUUAACAACCCCCCCCCCCCCGAAGAUUUUCGCAUCCAGGCGCAAACAAAGGCGAAUUUCAUAUAAAGGAUUUAAAAAUAUGAUGCCGUCGUCAACUGAUCGAGCCUGACAGAAGUGUUGUUUUUUUUUUAGAUUGAUCGGUUCAGUUUACUCAAAAUAAUAAUAAUAAUUAGUGGUCUUAUAUAGCCUAGGGCUGGGCUCACCGCAUUGUACAUAAAAAUAUUAGCAACAGAGACAAAAAUCAUGACAUUAAAAUAAAAUACAUUUAUGACAUAAAGAACAGCGUGGAACCAAAACAACAAAAACACAUGUAUAUUCACGCACCCCACCACAGAAUUUUUACAUAGCAAACCAUGCAGGAUCGUUUAUCGGUCAGAGGAAGGGAAUCAGUCAGGGUAGUAGAGUUUAAAGAGAUGUGUUUUGAGUGCAGUUUUGAAGGUGUGGGUGGUUGGUAUAUUGCGGAUGUGUAGUGCAAAAGAAUUCAAAUGUCGGGGGGCGCAAAAAGAGAAAGAUCGUUCACCAUAUGUUUUAGUGUGUGCUUUGGUAACGGACAGAAUACGUGUGUCUGCGGAGGAGUGAAGCUGUCGAAGGGGUGAAUAGACAGAAAGAAGUUCGGUUAGAUAGGAAGGGCAGGAAUCCGAGAAGACGUUGUGACAGAGAACAGACAACUUGUAGUCAAUGCGUGCCUGUAUAAGGAGCCAAUGAAGGGAUUCGAGUAGUGGAGUGACGUGAUCACGUUUUUUAGCCUUUAGAACUAGCCUAGCAGCUUAGUUUUGAACUCUCUGCAGUUUUUCUAUGCAGUGUUUUGGUGAACUUGACAGAAGAGAGUUGCAAUAGUCAAGUCGAGAGAGAACAAGAGCACAGACUAGGGUUUUUAUUGCGCUAACUGUGAGGUAGUGGCGGAUGGAACUGAUCUGACGGAUGGCGGUGUAUGCCGAACAACAAAUGUGAGAGAUAAUUUUAUCAAGAGAAAUGUUGUUAGAAAGAAUCUAAACAAAAUUCCUAGCAAAGGGUGUAGACUGUUUGUCGGAGUUACCUACUUGAAAUGUGGUGGGAAGAGUUGAGGUAGAGGAUGAUGUGUGAUUGUGAAUGAGCAGUGCUUCCGUUUUGUCAUCAUUAUGCUUCAACUUGCUGAGUGUCAUCAUGACUUGACAUCAUCUAAGUCUGGACAGCGGAAUCGACAAGAAUGGGAUGGGUAUGCUUGUAUAGUUGCGUGUCAUUUGCAAAUGACUGUCUCUCAACAGCAUGCCUCCCAAGCAAGAGGAGCAGUGGUCUGGUAUACAAUGCGAAUACAUCCGGGCCCAAAAUGGACCCCUCUGGCACUUCGUACACCAAAUCAGAGAAAAAAGUUCAAGUGUCAACUGACGUAAUUUUUUUUUCUUCCUUUUUUAUGUACAAUUUCAGAAGAAUGUAAAUUCGAAAAUGUUUAGUCAUGUCACAGGGACGAUUAAAAUUUUUGAUUUCUAAUUUCACACCUCUCACAAUGUUUGUGAGCCUCCCAAAGCGCAUACCAUUGUUUAAAAUUUCACUGAAAGCGUCGAAUGCCAGAUAUUGUGUCUCGCCAACUGAGAGGACAAGAUAGAAAAAGAAAGUUUUAAAAAAAUAAAAAAUAUAUAUAUAUCUUCUUCUUCUUCUAUAUCUUAAGGGCCCACGAUCAAUUUAUUGAUCAUUUGGGCUCUUAUGCAUGUAGAGGGGAUUUGCAAUAUUUCUGUUCAUGAUGUUGAGCCUCCCCAAGAUAGAAAAAGAAAGUUUAAAAAAAAAAAUAUGUAUAUAUCUUCUUCUUCUUAUAUAUCUUAAGGGCCCACGAUCAAUUUAUUGAUCAUUUUGGCUCUUAUGCAUGUAGAUGGGAUUUGCAAUAUUUCUAUUCACGAUGUUGAUGAGGAAAUUCCACUGAUUUCCAGUGUCACUUUGUGAGGGAAUCAUGCACUAGGGGUUUGAAGGCUUGAGGCAAUAGACACAAAUGUGUCUAUUGUUGUCGCCUCAAACGUUCAUUUUGGAAGAUUGUUCCAGUCCCUGAUUGUCUUGGGCAGGAAUGAGCUGCUCCUAUACUGGCUUCUUGCUGGUAUGAGUCUGAAUUGCCUGUCAUGGCCUCGUCGCUGUCUAUGGGGGAGAGGGGCGAGGUUCUGUUUAAUACUGGAACACUGGACCAGCCCAUUAUUUAUCUUGUACAUCAUGGAGAGCCUGAAUUGUCGUCGUCGUUCCUCCAAUGGUGACCAGCCCAGUGUUUCCAGCAUGCUGCCAACACUAGAGGUAUUCCAGAAGCGGUUUAGGACAAAGCGUGCUGCUCGUCGCUGGACCGCCUCCAUACUGUCAAUGCUUCUGGGUAAAUGGGUCCCAGACUGAAGAUGCAUAAUCUAUAAUCGGACGGACAAAGGCUUUAUAUGCUCUUUCUUUCACACAUGAGUUGCCAAUCUUUAGAUUUGGCCUUAAGAACCCCAGGUUCUUGUUUGCUUGGUUACAUACAUUGUUUUUAUGCUCGUCCCAGCGGACCUCUCUUUGAAUGGUAACACCCAGGUACUUUACGGAGGAAACUUGCUCAAGUAUAUGGCCGUGCAGUUUGUAUUGGUAGUGUAGAGGAGUACAACUUCUAGAGACUGAUAAUUACUGGCACUUGGCAAGGGGAAAUUCCAUGUCCCAGCUCAUCUCCCACUAAGCUAACAGAUUGAGAUCCUCUUGUAGCUGGUCCUGGUCAGAUCUGUUGGCGAUCGUCCUAUGCACUGCUGUGUCAUCUACGAACAGUCUUGCCUGUGAUGUCAGUUUCUCGGGUAGUUCAUUAAUGUAUGCUAGGAACAAACAGGGGCUGUAACGGGAACUCCCAGCGCCUUAAACCGUGUACUAGAGUUCUGCAUCUGGUACAUGGUGGUGAGGGGGGGACCUGUCCCAACGAGAGUGAACUGAAAAGUGGACAUUGUCGUCAGAAUUAUGUAUUUUAAUUUUGAAAGAAAAAAUUAAUAAAGUUACACAACUCUUGCGUUAGAGCAUUCGUCACAUACCACAUUCUUUUAGUUUAAACUGUAUUCUUAUCAGGGAAUAGGUAUUCAUGACCUGCAACUGGAUAUGCACAAUGUAAUGGAAAUACUUCCUUCUUUUUGGCUUCAAUAACUGAAUUGAAUCUACUCUUAAGUAAUCUUAGGCUAAUAUCAUAAAUCUAAUCUUAAUCUAAUCUUAAUUUAAAAUUAAUCUAAUCUUAAUCUUAUCUUAAUCUUAUCUUAAUCUUAUCUUAAUCUUAAUUUAUCUCAAUCUAAUCUUAAUCUAAUAUGAAUCUAAUCUUAAUCUAAUCUCAAUCUAAUCUCAAUUUUAUCUUAAUCUAAUCUUAAUCUAAUCUUAAUCGUACCUUAAUCUAAUCUUAAUCUAAUCUUGCAGUUCGAGACGGUCGAUGCCAGUGCGCCAUGGGUUGCUUCAGAGUCAGAGACUAUGUGUGUGGAAGCGAUAAUGUCACCUACACUUCAGAGUGUUACAUGCAUGAUGAAAACUGUAACAAACCAGUGUUGGAGAGACCGACCGUCAGCAGACGUGGACGAUGCGAAGAUUAAGCAGUAAAUUAGAUCAACAAGCAACAAGAAAUUUUUACAUAAUAUACAGAAAUUACAUACGAUAUCAGAAAAUAUAUAGUAGUAAUCAGAGUUAAGUUAAAUGAAGAAAUAAUAAAAACAACUCAUUU